AUGUUAUUAAGCCAACCAGGAGUGAGUAGGGCCGCUCUUCAGGAGGAAAAUGCACGACGGAAAGACUUCUUUACGCUGCUCUACCUCGCCCAGCGGCGUUUGUACUCCCCGACAAAUGUUGAAUGGCGACUUAUGGAGCAUUGUCUAGAUGAUAUCAACAACAAAUAUGCCGACUUCUCAUUUUUGGUGGCUUUUGCUGCGUCGCUAGCUUUGCGUAACCGAAAGGGGCGUUUUUUUAUCUCCCGCUACCGAAUUCCUCUCUAUUUGGGACUUGUGGGCUAUGAUAAUGCACUGCGCAGCACCAACCCGUGCCCUACCAUGACCUUCUGGAACUCUGUUACACUCCUUGAGAGCCCGUUGGGGGAGACUGCGCGGGCGCUGCAUGCCCCGAGCUGUUUCUAUGAGGUAAAGGAAUUUCCAAUGAGUAACAAGGACGUCGGUGAGUCGUACUUAUUUUGGCUGUGGGACAAUAGUAAGUUAAUCGUAGAGUCACUUUUUCUGAAUUCUUUUCUGCGUUCUAUUCUUGAUCAAUCGUGCUGGAAACAAGCGAGUGGCGAUACGACCGUGACAUCUCUUGUUAUAAACACUCGUUUCUCUCGGUGGUAUGUCUUCAGCUAUCAGAAGGAGGCAUACAGUGGGCAGGUGAAGCACCGGAUGAAGAUUAGUCUCCCUACCCUUAGCGGUCAGCUGGGUCUUCGUUGGUCGUACCGUAGUCGUGAGAUGAUUCUUGAGCGGGCAUCAUUUGGUGGUCAGUUGUGGUAUGGCGCACAUUUUGCACUAAUGUGGCUGUUAGGGCUGCAGGAUGGUACCCGUGUGAAGUGA
Molecule: messenger RNA, 822 nt
Organism: Trypanosoma cruzi
Lineage: Eukaryota; Euglenozoa; Kinetoplastea; Trypanosomatida; Trypanosomatidae
Exons: 1
Coding region: 1-822 (273 amino acids)
Source: RefSeq, a predicted model, not a curated record